AUGGAUUCUGGGAAACCGCACCGAGAGUCUGAGUGGGGUCAUGUUUUUGGAUCUUCGGCCCUGACCUGGUCACCGGCACAGGGGACUGCCGAAGCUGGUCUGGACGCAGCCGUAAUCUUCAUCAUGGUGCAGAUGAAGGCAGUGGAACUCAUCUUCAUCACUCUCAACCACAACAUCACUUUUAUAGGGAAACUCUGGCUGGUUCUGUUCAUCUUCCUGAGGGUUGUUGUGCUUAUUUUUGCCGGCUUUCCCCUUUUCCACGACGAGGAGGAACGAUUUGUAUGCAACACCAUCCAACCAGGCUGCGUCAACAUGUGUUACGACUUAUUCGCUCCCCUCUCUCUGUGUCGUUUUUGGUUCCUUCACAUGGUGUUCCUCUGUGUUCCUCCAGCUGUGUACAGCACAUAUCACACACACGGCGUCCUGUCAAGGCUGAACCAUCACUCUGCCUACACAGACACUUCAUCAGGUGGAACCAACAUCCAUUCACCCAUAGGGGCAGGGGGAACCUUCACAGGGGCGUACCUCUUGCACCUGGGCCUUCGGAUGUUCCUGGAGGUGUUCUUCGGCAUGGGUCAGUGUUUCCUGUUUGGUUUGUCUGCACGACAAACUUUCACCUGCUCCCAGAUGCCCUGUGCUUCUGUUGAGUGUUUCACCUCUAGGCCAACAGAGAAGAGCUUCCUGCAGCAAAGGAUGCUGGGUAAUGUAGUUCUGUCCCUGCUCAUUAGUGUGGCAGACUUGCUGUGUGUACUCAGGCAGGAGAGUGGGAAGAGGAGGGGGCUAAGGGAGGGGGAAGAGAGAGAGAGAAAGAUGAGGAGUGCCACAUUGAGCUUUGGCUGUUUUAAAGAGGAGAAAUCCAUUCCUGUAAGGAGGAGAACACCUACUGACCACGCCCAUGUCACCUCCACCGUGGCCUCUCCUGCUGACGCUACGCGUGUGAACUCACACCCUCCGUCACAUAGUCCAGAGGGGAGUUCUGAGAUGGGAGGGAGUCAGCUCCCCGGCCACACCCCCGGAGCCCAGGCCUGA
Chanos chanos (milkfish) is the source of this 1029-nucleotide messenger RNA. RefSeq names its product gap junction delta-4 protein-like. The coding region runs from base 1 to 1029 and encodes 342 amino acids. NCBI's taxonomy places the organism in Eukaryota, Metazoa, Chordata, Actinopteri, Gonorynchiformes, Chanidae. Gene Ontology annotation, cellular component: connexin complex. Gene Ontology annotation, molecular function: gap junction channel activity. The transcript is spliced from 4 exons. Gene Ontology annotation, biological process: cell-cell signaling. The record is from RefSeq and is a predicted model, not a curated record.